CAAGCCUUUUGUUUUGUUUGGUACUCACAUAAAAACAACGCAUAUAAGUCCGCUUAGAUCCAUUGCAGUGCAGUGGUAUUGGCUUGCUUGCUCAAACCAACCCACAAUUCCUCACAAUUGAAAAGACAAACACAGAGCAGAAACCUACACAGAGGUAUGGGGUCUACAGAGUGGCUAUUUGAGAGGAUAUUGAAUAUUCAUGAGAGAGAUAUAGAUGAAACAAGAUCAUGCAACACACAGUCUCCUCCGAUGGCUGCAGGCGAACUGCCCGCUCCAAGGGUCCAUGGCAUGUAUGAAGUCCCGGGUGUGCUUCGUGAACAAAACAGAGACGCCUAUCGUCCAAGCUGCGUGUCUAUUGGGCCUCUUCACAGAUUGGGGAGAAAAGAAGAUGUAAAGGAGAUGGAGGCGGUGAAAAUGAGGUAUAUGUGUCAGCUACUUGAGCGAAAUGGAACACUUGUGAAAACGGUAGCAAAAGCUAUGACGACAUUGAGUUCCCGUGUUAAGGAAUGUUACUCCCUCUGUCCCAAAAUAGCUGAGUACGGUAAGAACAUUGGCUCACAAAAUUUACUCGAGAUUUUGUCACAAACAUUCAAUUUUCUUGCCAACGAUCUUUCUUCCUAUCACAUUUCACGUUACCAAAUUCCUUUGAUUGAGCACUUGAUUUAUGUAAGAUGCAUCAUGAUUGAUGGUUGCUUCAUAAUUGAACUUCUUUACAAGAAAUACGUAGAGAUGUCUGAUCCAAUUUUGGAGAACCAUUUGAAGUACGAUCAGGUCAGACGUGACCUGCUAUUGCUCGAGAACCAGAUCCCCUUCUUCGUUCUUGAAGAAUUGUUCAGGCUGACAGUGGAACCUAUCCAGGUAAGUAGUACUACUAUAGGGCGCCGCCAAGUCUCCCUCCGUAGAUGUGUCCUUUCAUUCUUUGGAGAUAUGAUGGGACUAGAAAAUAUUGGUGGUGAAAUAGAAAACCUGGAAAACAUUUCCCCUCGUCAUAUACUCCAUUUUUUACACAUUUGUUACCUAUCUCCUUUGCAGAAGGCACCGAUAUGGUACCAACACAAAGAGAAACCGACAUUCAAAUACAGUGCAACAAAACUCCAGAGUGUAGGAGUCAAGUUUGGGCCACGUUUCAGAAGAGAAAGCCUAUUUGAUUUGAAAUUUAGCGCGGAUCGUCCUUGCUUUUGUUUGUGGAGAAGAGUCACCAUGAGCAUCCUCUUGGACUCUGCAGAAGAUGUUAAAUUGCUUGAAGAAGCCGGAGUCAUACGUAACCAGUUAGGUUUCAGUGAAGCGGUGUCAGAACUCUUCAAGGAUAUUACCAGCGAUGAAAUCAUUGUAAGAAAUCAAAGACUUCUUUAUAAGGAUAUGUGGAUGCAGGUGAUGGAUUUUUGCACACCUUGGCGACUAGCUCUUGCUAAUGUAAACACACAAAUGGCAGUAGCUGCUGUCAUUAUCCUGAAUCUCAUCACACUUUUGUCCUCCAUCUACACCGUCCUUUCUUAUUAUGGCAACUAGCAUGCAAGGUAAGUAUUUCAUGUGUAUCAGUGUGUAUGUAUGUCUACUAUUUCUUUGUUCCUACAACUCCAUCUUGUUAAUUAAUUCAUCUGGAUUUGUAUUACUAAUCUGAAAUGUACCGUUAAUUAGAAUUGUAUUAGCACUUGUGAGAAUGCGUGUAAGUCAUUUAUGUACUGUCAUCUUUAUGCUUGUCAUUCAAAUCUCUAUCUUUAUUGUAUGAUUAUCAUUAUCAUUAGUGUUU
Messenger RNA from Cornus florida, 1750 nucleotides. Its product is annotated as UPF0481 protein At3g47200-like. The record is from RefSeq and is a predicted model, not a curated record. Lineage: Eukaryota; Viridiplantae; Streptophyta; Magnoliopsida; Cornales; Cornaceae. The transcript has 2 exons. Bases 157 to 1509 code for a protein of 450 amino acids.